This is a messenger RNA of Daldinia loculata, 6439 nucleotides long. RefSeq lists its product as uncharacterized. The record is from RefSeq and is a predicted model, not a curated record. Gene Ontology annotation, cellular component: endoplasmic reticulum membrane. The transcript has 2 exons. NCBI's taxonomy places the organism in Eukaryota, Fungi, Ascomycota, Sordariomycetes, Xylariales, Hypoxylaceae. Gene Ontology annotation, molecular function: zinc ion binding. The coding region runs from base 513 to 5915 and encodes 1800 amino acids.
GGUAGGUACCUAAGUCUGGCCGAAUAAUUGCCACUGCGAUAUGAACUUAGGUAAGAUAUGUACCUAAGGUAGGCUUUUAGACGUACUUUCUCAGGUACAUCGUCAUUCGUUACCUCCUACUCUACCUACCUAUCUAGCCUCCAUUAAGUACGGAAACAUACUUGCAAACAUACAAAAAAUCACUUCGCAUUUACGUCCCUAGGUAAGGCAAUAUGCCUGCUUAUUCCCUUUUUUCUAGAAACAUCGUAAUGUCCUAACUUCCACCUUAGGUAAUCGCAUACUUUGUAUUAUAUCGCAUAUCUCAUAUCCGUUAGCACGCGAUUUGAUUGCAUCAAUUAUCACCACCUUGUAGCAUCCAAUUUUUCUUUUCAACCGCUGUCGACCUACCAUACCACGCGCGACGACACCGUAAUCUCAUGGUCUAAACUUAAGAAAAGAGCCCUCUGGGCGAGAGUUGCAAUUUACCUAUCACCGACUGGUCUUGGUUUCGAGCCGAUAUUUCGUCGCCUACGAUGACGGAUUUCUUACCCGACCUUACCGAAUUCCCCAACGCCGCCCAGCGACGGAGGCAAUCCGUUACGAAACCUGACGCCAUGGCGGAAAACACUAUGCCGGGAGUUAAACCUGCGGUUAACGAUUCGAUCGAUCCUGAUACCUGUCGGAUUUGCCGAGGAGAGGGCACCACCGACGAGCCUCUCUUUUAUCCUUGUAAAUGCAGCGGCAGUAUCAAAUACGUACAUCAGGACUGCUUGAUGGAAUGGCUUUCACACUCGCAAAAGAAGCAUUGCGAGCUUUGCAAGACGCCAUUCCGCUUCACCAAGCUAUAUUCUCCGAAUAUGCCCAAGCGGCUACCCCUCUACAUCUUCGCCACCCAUAUGGCCAAAUAUCUCUUCCGUAACGUGCUUGUCUGGUUGAGAGCCAUCCUGGUCACUAGCGUCUGGUUAGGCUGGCUUCCCUAUCUCAUGCGUUCCGUCUGGUCCUUUCUAUUUUGGAUCAGCGAUGAGGGUUUCGGUCCUAGCCCGCCUAUCCUCGAUUCUCGGAAUGCCACUUCAAUAGGUCGAGGCGAUCUGUCUUCUCUUUCCGUUACGGGCACGACUACGUGCGCAUCCACACCCUUACUACCCGCUACGACCACCGCUGCGAGUAUUGGAGGUAUCAUCGACCAGAUUCCCGUGUCUAAUUUGCUGAGAGCCAUCUCGAGACCUUUGAACACAAGCCCUCCAACUUGGCUCACCACGAUAUUGGGCUUGUCUACUACCACAGACAAGUCAAUUUACGGAACUAAAGAUUUCCUGAACGUGACACAUAUCGAUCAGUUUUCUCUCUCGCCUGCCGCUUAUCGCCCCUCAUCUUUAUUGAGCGAAGUUGCCGUCCUCAAAAACUUCACGCGACACCCCGCCAUCAACCGGACCAUCAUCGCUGUUCUAGAGGGCCAGAUCAUAACUUUGCUAGUCAUCGUAUGUUUUAUCCUGAUUAUCCUAGUCCGAGAUUACGUGGUGCAGCAGCAACCUGAAAUAAACAUGCGCGCUGCUUUCGCCGCGGCGGAAAAUGAAGCCCCUCUACCACCCGGACCCGUGAACAAUCCAGCACCACGGCAAUUGGGCCCAGAUGACGACGAGGACAUGGACUCUGAUGACGACUCUACUGCAGAACGGGAUGGCCCGACAGCUGAAAAUUAUACCGAUGACUUGGGUCCUAAUCGAGCAGGUCAUCUGCAGGAUAUUGUCGAUAUACAGAACCCUCGCCAUAGACCUAUUGCCGAAUUCCAGCGGCGAGCGCCACUGUUUGAUACCAAUAGCAGACAGGAAGGUCAGGGAGAGGACCGCGGUCGUGCCGAGUCUAUUGCGCGCAAUGCAGGGCCCGCGGAGCAGAACAGCAAGUUCCAGGCUGGCCCGUCCGAGCAAAGAUUUGGCGAACGGACUCUCUCGGACAAUCUCGAUGGCGAGGGCAGUUCGCAGGGUACGGUGAAGGAGUAUCUACGGAUCUACAGAGAAGCCGGCGGAGACCAGGAAAGAAUCCUUCAAAUCAUUCGAGAGGAAGGACUGGAAGACCGUAUGCGAUACUGGAUCCGCGUAACACAAUCAAUGGCGACUGCUGGCAGGGCUGCUGACGGAAGUAGUCUCGAUCUGGGAAAUGGCAUUGGAGGCUCAAUUCUAACUCACCAGGAACGGCGCUCAAGCCGGUCCCCUACGAGGUCAGAUUCGCCCAGAGCUGAUGCGACUAGCAGCGAUAACUCGAGUUGGACGUGGGCGGAAAACGACGACGGCGAUGCCGUGGCGAACCAGAGUUCCCACGAUAAAGGAAAAAGCAAGGCCACUGAGACCUCUAGAAAUGGGAGCGAUUCCUGGACAGAUUCCUGGGCGUCUUGGGGAGGUGAAUUUGGCGAAAAUACUCCAUAUUUGCCUAAUGGUAACAGCAAUAGUGAAAAUGCGUCGUCUUCGGAUGUACCGCUCUUAACGAGACCAAGAGCUGUUUCUGACGGCCCUCAGGCCCCCAAACCUAUCAAUAGGCUUGCAAAUAAUAAUUGGUCAUUUUCCGAUCUACCUUCCGGCCCGUCGAAUGCUUCUCAUCACAAUGUGUCUGGCCACGGCAAUUCAGCCUUACGUUCUACACCAAUAUCUUCAGGUGUUGAUAGCGAUAUCAAUAGAACCGGGUUAUCACAACGAGGUAGACCUGUCGACAAUGGUACCGCUAUUGACCAAUCACAACAUUUUGAGCAAACACCUGUACCUCUCCAAGCAGGAUUGAACACGCCAGCGACUGUGGAAGACACGAUGGUUGAUGAAAUCAAUAUACAGGAUCCCGCGGGACAUGGCCACGCCGAGGACUCCGCUACCUUGGUCGAACCGGUUCAUGGUAACGAGCCCGCUGUCGUCGCGGCGAGACAAGCCGGCAGCAUUGUCGAUCGCGUAGCCGAUUUCAUGUGGGGCGACGUAGACGUUGGCCAUUUAGAUGAAAUUGAACCGGAAGAAGCUGUGGAUAUUUUUGGUGUGAAUCAGAAUGCGCCAUUCUUCGAAAACGAUCGUGGGAUUGAAGGAGAAGGCGAAGAUGAGAUUGAGAUGGCCCCAGAUGUUGUAGAAGCCGCCGUUGCUGCUGGUCUCGAUCCGGAAGCCGUCGAAGAUGCCGAAGAUUUCGAAGGAAUCAUGGAGUUAAUUGGUAUGCGCGGCCCGAUCGCAGGCCUAUUUCAAAACGCUAUCUUCUGCGCCUUUCUCGUAUCUAUUUCUAUCUUCAUGUGCAUUUUCGUUCCAUAUAACGUCGGUCGCGUAUCUGUCUGGGUCGUCGCGCAUCCGACUCGUCUGCUCAGAAUCGUUUUCGGCGCGUCCAAGUUCGUUCAAGACGUUGUCCUGCUGGCUGUCGGUUAUACCUCGACGAUUAUAUUCACCCUAGUCGAGGCAUUUACUGUACUUCUGAGAAUCGAACAGGGAAAGCAACUGAUACAUACCCUCAGAAUUGAUACUAGACACGUUGCCGUCAGCGCCUUAGAGCGGGUUCUCGCUAGUUUCAUGUCUGAGAUUCCGCUCAUCUCAGUUAGCGAGGUGCGCAACUUCUCCGCUGUCAGCCACGAGGCCCUCGUGAUGAUAAAAAGCGAGAUCCGUUACGCUCUCUCAUCUGUCGGACAUGUCAUUCUGUAUAUUUUCGGUGGCGACUACAUUGCCAAGUUGGCUACGGCCAAGUCUAUAAUCUCCAUCCUGGUGCCUGCAACAUUCCAAUUCCUGAAAGCUCUCCCCACCAUCGCCACGCAGCCAGGGUCAUGGAUGUUAAAUCUUAGUCUUUCUGAACCGUCAUCGUCUGCAAAUCCCGUUCUUGCUUAUUGGGACGCGAACGACAGGACAUGGGCUAUUCUUGCUGGAUAUGUCUCUCUGUCAGUCAUAGCCGGGUUCUAUCUCGCCAGAGGAAUGCCGUUUUCUACAGGGCAAGCCGCUCAAGAAUGGGAAGCAUCUAUGAUCGACCUCCUAAAUCAGGCCAGCGGCGUCAUGAAGGUGAUCUUGAUCAUCAGUAUAGAAAUGCUGAUAUUCCCAUUAUACUGCGGAUUGCUGUUAGACUUCGCGUUACUUCCCCUCUUCGAAGGCACAAGCAUCAGAUCUCGUCUUUUAUUUACCUAUAAUUAUCCGCUCACUUCCAUUUUCGUCCACUGGUUCGUCGGCACGGGGUACAUGUUUCAUUUCGCUCUCUUCGUUUCUAUGUGCCGUAAGAUCAUGCGAAAAGGCGUUCUAUACUUUAUCCGCGAUCCAGACGAUCCGGAGUUUCAUCCGGUGCGCGACGUUCUCGAGCGCAAUGUCACUACCCAGCUCCGCAAGAUACUCUUCUCGGCUUUCGUUUAUGGAGCGUUAGUCGUGGUUUGUCUCGGAGGUGUCGUGUGGGGCUUAUCCCUAACUUUGCCUAAUGUCCUUCCGAUCCAUUACUCUUCUAACGAGCCAGUCCUUGAAUUCCCUAUCGACCUGCUCUUUUAUAACUUCCUAAUGCCUCUCGCCGUCAAGUUCUUCAGGCCGAGCGACGGGCUUCACGCCAUGUAUACCUGGUGGUUCCGAAAGUGCGCCAGAGCCCUGCGGCUGACAUGGUUCCUCUUCGGCGAGCGCCGCAUAGAUGAGGAGGGUACGUUAGUACUGCCCGAAAGCUCGCCUUAUCGAAAACUUCCCUGGUGGUGUCGAAUCUUCCUCGAAGUCAAUGACGAAACUGAAGUGGUUCCGAAAACGUGGCAAGACACGUUCAAGGGAGGUAAGGCGAAACCUUCUUCGAAAAUACCCGCCGAGGAGAUGGGUAUUCACAACGAUAAGAAGGGGAAGCUUGUCAACUCGGGACAACUCAUCCCCGACGGCCGCUUUGUGAGAUCGCCAGCGUCUGAUCAGGUUAAAAUUCCAAAGGGCCAAUCGGUUUUCCUUGACGUAUCAGAAGAAGAUAGGAGGGAAGACGGCAAGCCAGAUCGCCCGGAUACAGACCUCUACUCGGGAACUCAUUACCAAUUUGUUUAUGUCCCUCCCUACUUUCGCGGUCGUAUCUUCCUGUUCAUCCUAUCCAUAUGGAUUUUCGCGGCUGUUACUGGAGUCGGCUUCACGAUUGUACCCCUCGUGUUUGGUCGGCGCAUGUUUAAGGUUCUUAUACCUUCUCACAUACGGACUAACGAUAUCUACGCGUUCAGCAUUGGAGUCUACAUUCUCGGCUCACUGGGCUACUUCGUCUUUCACAUACGGUCAAUGCUCAACAGACUAAGAAUUUUAACAUCAUCUGUGCUAGAUUCGAUGCUCGACCGUCAGACAAUCCAGCGCGCUAUCCAAUUCGCGACUCGCACGUCCCGGCUGUUAUAUACUUAUACAGUCCUACUUAUUGUGUUUCCCCUCCUUAUAACGCUGCUAGUAGAGCUCUACCUACUCAUGCCGCUGCAUACAUACAUGUAUCCAGCCGGAACAAACACUACGAGGCGGCUCGAGGGCUUGCGAGAGGGUCACACUAUCCGGGUUAUUCAAGCUUGGACUUUAGGUAUCCUAUACCUCAAACUCGGCUCCCGGGCUGUGACGCUGUACGGUGGCAGGCCGGCGCAUGCCGUACGCGCCGUUCUGCGUCGCGGCUGGCUAGAGCCCGAUAUUGGUGUCUUGACACGGGCGUUCGUCAUUCCCGGCGUCGUAGCAUCGUUGGCCAUGAUCGCGACGCCUCCGAUUAUGGCGUGGGUAGCCCUUCACCACAUCCUAGAUAUCAAUACGGAAGUGACUCAGGAAAUGCGAGUCUUAAUAUUCCGCCUCGCCUACCCAUCUACUGCACUCUUCUGGACAGGGCUCGUUUUGAUGCGGCGCAUGCUACGCGUAUUCGAAGGUUGGCAGGUUCGGAUCCGGGACGAGGCGUACCUUAUGGGGGAACGGCUUCACAAUUUCGGCGGCACUUCGUCUAAGGUAUCAAACUGGAGAGCCAGCGCGAGGCUUUGAAUGCUGCUUUUACGGCCAUAUAAAACGUAAAAUUAUAAGACUAGAAGAACUUACGCGUAUGAGUUGAUGGUAAUAGAUAUACACUGUCACAUUAAUUUUGCAUGGACCCCCUUUUUGUGAAAUUGCCUGUUGUAACCAUUGCUAUUAUCGUACCGAUGUAGGCAUUACUUAUUAUACAGGAUGCGGGAUGCGGGAUACGGGAUACGGAUACAGCCAUGUCUAACCUGGUAGUAUACCUAAGGUAUUGUUAAAAUUGGAGGUUCAGUAACACCCGAUAUGGAUCUCGAUGAACAGAAAUUUUACCUCCUGCAGAUCUAUGCUCCAUCCAUCUCUUCCAUCUAAAGUAGGCAGGUAGGUAACAUGCGCCAUUAUCAGGUAUCCCGAUGUCUUAGAAGAGGGUUGAGUAAGUAGGAUUCAGAAGACGGGAAGAAGAAAGUGGACAAAACACACGGGCAAGCUAUAUAGUUUUUAUUUAUGCCUCUGCAAGCAACUCAGGGAAGCAGUUUUGAAUAUCAGUAUCGGAC